UCGCGCGCAGUCGGCGUACAUAUCGGCAGAUAAGAAAUUAAGCGCACUAAGAAACACAGUGAAGAAAAGACGUUGUCUUUCUUUUCGCUCACUCAGCCCUGACAAAAGCCCAAGCUGAAACACCGUCGGGAAGGACCGACAGUCUCCGUCUGCGUUUCUUUAAAUCCAGCUGCUGUUCGGUGACCUGCGUUAUUCCGUACAACAGCAGCAGAUGAAAGUAGCAAUGCCUGAAAAACAUGUCUCACAAAGAAGAUAAUGAGGGGAAGAGGAGCUGUCACCGCACUGAUUUGUACGCCAACAUCCCUCGAACAUGUCUGCCUAUUGUGUACCACCCAGACUACAACAUCACUUUCAUGGGCCUUGAAAAGCUUCAUCCGUUUGAUGCGGGGAAGUGGGGGAAAGUCAUUCACUUCUUGAAAGAGGAACAGUUUAUCACUGAUGGGAACAUCGUGGAAGCCCGUGAAGCUGCUGAGGAGGAUCUGCUGGUGGUUCACACCAGACGCUACCUCAACAGAUUAAAGUGGUCUCUGGUGGUGGCAACCAUCACAGAAAUUCCACCUCUCCUGUUUCUGCCUAAUUUCCUGGUGCAGAGGAAGGUGCUAAGGCCUUUGCGGACUCAGACGGGGGGAACAAUAAUGGCAGGAAAGUUGGCUGUUGAGAGAGGGUGGGCCAUAAAUGUAGGAGGAGGCUUCCACCACUGCUCCAGUGACAGGGGAGGGGGAUUUUGUGCCUAUGCUGACAUCACUUUGGCCAUCAAGUUUCUGUUUGAGAGAGUUGAAGCCAUCUCCAGGGUGACCAUCAUUGAUCUGGAUGCUCAUCAGGGAAAUGGACACGAGCGUGACUUUUUGGAUGACAGGCGAGUGUUCAUCAUGGAUAUGUAUAAUCGCUACAUUUAUCCAGGAGAUGGAUAUGCCAAAAGAGCAAUAAAAAGGAAGGUGGAGCUGGACUGGGGCACUGAAGAUUCAGAGUACCUUCAGAAGGUUGAGCUUCACAUGGAGGGCACACUGAAUGAGGUCUUGCCUGAUGUCAUCGUUUAUAAUGCAGGGACAGACAUCUUGGAUGGGGAUCCCCUCGGAGGACUCUCCAUAUCACCACAGGGGAUUAUAAAGAGAGACGAGAUCGUGUUCAGGGCUGCGAAGCGUCGGGGCAUCCCCAUACUUAUGGUGACAUCUGGAGGAUAUCAGAAGAAAACAGCCCGCAUAAUCGCCGACUCCAUCCUGAACUUGCACCGGCAGGGUCUGAUAGGAGGUGAGGCUGUUGAGGGAGAGGGAUCAUCGUCUCUGGUGACCCACAUGAUGUGCAGCCCUGCAUCAGCUGGAUCCACAUCCACAGCCGUGUGAGGAGCAUUAAGCCUGGAGCUAACACUCACACAUGUGACUUUAAAGCACUAAGUAACUUUAUCAUGUGCUCUAACUGUGUGACAGCUGUUGUAAUGUGCAACACUCGUCUAAUUUUAGAUUUAUAACAAGAAGUUUGCACAUGUGCAACAUAAAUAUUCAUAAGCUUUGGUAAAACUUUCACACUUGUUAUCUUUACGUUUACGAAUACUCAAAGGGAAUCAUCAUUCAAAGGGGAGAAAAGCUAUCUUUAAACAACAGUGUUAUCACAGCUACAGCUCUCUUAUGCUACAAAAAUAGCCUUUAAAUUUUUAAUCAGUAGGAGAGUAAUGAGUUUUAUGUGUGAUGUGUAAUCGGGGCAGCAUGUUGGAUAGAGAUCAUCUUUAAUCUCAGGAGAUGCAAAACAUUUAAUUUGUGAAACAUGCUAUAAUAAGGUGCGGUGUACUGUAUUUACACAGACAAGUAUAUUAAUUGGGUCCCAUCUCACAUUAUAAUUUUUCAGGUGAAAAUAAAGAUAAUUUGACAUGAAAAGCGUAAUUAUCAUAAUGAGACAUAAUCUUUGGGUAACACUGACAAGAUAACAAAUUUCCUUCUUGAUUGCAAUUCUGUUCUAUCUCUUGUAGUAAACUGGUGUUUAAAUGAGUAGUGUCUUCAUUGAGAUGGUUUUUGUGCUUUGAAUCCACUCUAAUAUUUACAGUUAAUGUUUAUCACAGGUACUAAAGUGAUUUGUGCCUGUAUUUGAAAAGAUUUGAAACACUAAAACAUUUGGCUGAGCUCUCUGCUGGUGAAAGCAAAGUUCCCCGACUCUUCAGACUCCUGAAAUUCAGUGAACGUGUUCCAGUGUUUUUCUGUCGUGUUGUAGAUCAAAGUCCAAAACCCAAAAUGUUCAGUGAUUAAUGAGAAAGCCUGUACAGUGAAGUUUCCAGUGACUUUCACAUUUGAUUGGUUGUUUAUAGUUAGGCACACAGCGCUACCCUAAUGAUGUUUACACAUCCAGAAGCUGUGCAAAAGGAGACACAAAAACAGUCAGAUCAAUAUGAUUAAUGCAGCAGCUGAAACAAUAUCACUACUUCCAAAAGACACUAAAGACAUCAUCCAACACACGCUGAGUUCUGUGCAGCUGUGUGCUGGUGUAUGUGUGUGCGUAAUGAUUACUAAGCCAUUUUAUCAUGAAUCUCUGCCUAAAACAUGUAAUAACUAAAGUCUUAGUUCAUCACUGGUCUGUGAAAUCCUGAUCUUACCCUUCCUUACAAAUGUUAAAGCAGGUCACCGUGGUGGCUGCAGGUGAAGCCAGAUCAGAGUUUGCUGUAGAAACAUGUAUCAUUCAUAAUAUUUUGGGUGUCUCAUUUUCAAGGCUUUUGGUGUUGUGGUGAUGCAUUUUUUCAUGUACAUGGAUGAGAAUUUUCUUUGUGUGUGUGUGUGUGUGUGUGUGUGUGUGCUGUCUUUUUUUGCCCAUGUACCCAAAAGCAAAAAAAACCAUACAUCAAUGGAAAACAUUUUGUGAGCACUUUAUUAAUGGCCAUGGAGCUAUGUUGGCCAAAUUGCAAAAACAAAGCAUUCCAGAUGUCUGGUUGUUGGUGGUGCCAGUGUGCUAUUAGCUACAGUACCUAUUUAGACUAGCUAGUUAACUAGCCACAUGCAUGAAAACAUCAACAGAAAAAUGGCCAUAAACAUCAUGUGAAUGAGGACUCCACCCAGGUAUCCCCACUGUGGUGAAAACAUCUUUAAAAAAAAAUUUCAUCAGUUGGCGUUACAAAAAUGGUUUUUAACUUUUUGGUUAAUAAUGUCCACCCAGUUUCAUCAAAACACUGGCAUCACUGAGGAAUAUGUGGAGCUGUGCCUGAAACUUUUCAGGGCUCAGUAAAAAAAAUUACAGGACAAAGAAAAGUUUAGGCACUGCACUGACAGCGUUAAACCAUCCACCUACGCCAGUUAUGCACUCAUUCUGAUAAACACUCCGAGUGGCAACUGUCACAGCUGCAUUAGGCGCAAUAUAAGACGCGCCUUUCUCAGUGUGUUAAAUUCAGAGUGAUUUGUGGUAAACUGCCUGCCCAACACCUUAGCAGGUCACACCCGUAUGACUGAUUUAAAUACACUCCUCAACAAAAUUUUGCACUCUGAAAGGGGAACUUCCACAAAUACACAUGCAGUGAGGCAGCUGCAAAACUGACACUGUGCCUCUUUAAUAAAUCACAGUAGUAGCUUUUUAACACCAAAGGAGGUUUUGCUUCUAUAUAUUGGGACAUAGGAAAUAUUUUUCUGGAAUACUAAAUAGUUUCCUCCCACAGUCCAAAGACACACGUUAGGUUAAUUGGUUACUAAAUUGGUCGUAGGGUGGAUGUGUGGUUGUCCCUCUGUGUUACUGUUAUAACAGUAGUGCAUCCAUUUCUUUGGGGGUACAGUUUGGAUUUAGCUUUAGUGAAUUUUGAUCAUUCCCCAUUUCUAACACCAAAAAAAAACUAUAGCUAUGAAUUCAAAGGCACGUUGCUUCCUGUCUAUGAACUGUGUGACAACUAAGGCCCAAUAACAUACAAUGAAAGCAUGUCUAAGGGUGUGAGUAGUGUUACUGACACCAGACAACAACCUCAAGAAGUUGCAAAGGGAUGGGCACAUGUACACAUAUGGAACUUGCAUAGUGCACCCAGAGGUAAUGCUGGCUUCUGAAUAGCUAAAGUUACCAUGAAUGUGGUCAAUCAUAGACCCGCAUCCUCGGCUGUCUUUGUCAUUGUAUUCAAUGUUCUAGACCUGAAGUGGCAGCUGGCAGGCACUGCUGUAAUUUUCACAUUCAUUGUAUUGUGUUGCUACAGCUGUACUGUAAAAUUAAAAACAAACAAACAAACAAGCAAACAAAAAGCAAAGCUUUAUGUCUGUAGUGCAGACUUGGGAUUAUUAAAAGGAUUCAAAGGCCCAUCUUUGAAAAGCAGUGUUGGGGUACUUAUCCUGGAAGCAGUUUGGAAACACUCAAACCAAACUGUGAAAGGCGGGCCAUAUUAGUGGUGUCAGUGCUAAUUAGCUAAAGCCUUUGAUCUGGCGUGCUGCUUUUGAAUGCAGCUAAAAGGGUUAGCGCAGUCUACCUUUAAUUAGGACUCCCAAAGUAUUACUUACUGUAUGGAGGCUUGUUCUUAAUACACAAUGGCAUCCCAGCUCCCAGCUCAUCAGCUCCUUUCUGUGUCAGACAGGUUUUAUGAGUUAACUGGAUGUUAUGUGCCAAAAAUAGCACUCAAAAGCUGUACCAUAUGUUUUUGGUUGUGUGUACAUAUUGAAAAUGACAUGGCUAACAUUGAAAAUUACUUCUAUGCAUUCAUAAUGACAUUAAAUAAAUCCCUUAAUAACCAA
Messenger RNA from Archocentrus centrarchus (flier cichlid), 4673 nucleotides. RefSeq names its product histone deacetylase 11 (gene hdac11). Bases 237 to 1340 code for a protein of 367 amino acids. Gene Ontology annotation, cellular component: histone deacetylase complex. The transcript has 11 exons. Gene Ontology annotation, molecular function: histone deacetylase activity. Gene Ontology annotation, biological process: epigenetic regulation of gene expression. The record is from RefSeq and is a predicted model, not a curated record. Lineage: Eukaryota; Metazoa; Chordata; Actinopteri; Cichliformes; Cichlidae.